Lodderomyces jiufengensis is the source of this 669-nucleotide messenger RNA. RefSeq lists its product as uncharacterized. The record is from RefSeq and is a predicted model, not a curated record. Lineage: Eukaryota; Fungi; Ascomycota; Pichiomycetes; Serinales; Debaryomycetaceae. Bases 1 to 669 code for a protein of 222 amino acids. The transcript has a single exon.
AUGACAACAAUAAUAGAAUUACUAUAUAAAUUUGAUAAAUACCUAGUAACACAAUUACAAUCAAAUACAUUCACAUCAAAUCUUUUAAUAACACCAACAUCAAAAUUUAUAACUGAAUUUUUAAUUAUAGUGUUUUUUGGAUUAUUAAGUUAUGAAAUCAUAUAUUGGAGUGGUAUAUAUUUAAGACUAUGGGAAUAUCAUGCAAAAGAUAUAUUUAAAGAAAUACCAAUUCAUUGUGCUCAUAUUAAUAUAAAAUUAAACUUGAUCAAGUCAGAUAAAUUGGAUAAAUUGAAGAAACAUUAUGAUGAAAAAACCAAAAUCAAUUAUCAAACUAAUUUCAUAAACUUACUCAAACAAAACAACAAUAAUAAUGACCUAUUCGAAUUGAAAAAUUUUAUAAAAUAUUAUUUCGAAUUCAGUCCCGAUGAUUUUGAAAUGAAUAAAGAACCAGAAUUUGGAUCAACUAUAAAACAUUUACGUGAAAAAAUCUUGAGAUUGUUCAAAGAAUCUGAUUUAUUUAACGAGUAUGAUCACCCCAAAAUAACAAUUGAUGAUGUCAAAAUAUAUAACAACCUAAAUCAAGAAGUUCCAAAGCAAGAAAAUGAAAAUUAUUUAAGUAAAUGUAAUAUUGAAACUGGUAAUGUCAUAGAUGUUAUUAUUAUAAUAUGA